CGUGCGUGCGUGCGUGCGUGCGUGGUCGUGAGGGUUGAGGUUGGAAUCGGAAUGCGCGACGCCGAGAAACAAAUUCCGAUGAAUUCCCCAUCUCUGGCCGCCUUGAUUUCCUCCCUAAUUUCCCAAAUCCUCAUCAUAAUCUUCCUCUUCUUCCCUCCCUCAAACACCCUCUCCAUCGCCACACCCAAUCCCUCACCUCACCACCAUCCCCUCUUUCCCUUCCUCCACCACUUCCUCGCCGCCGCCGCCCUCUCACUCUCCCGUAAACGGAAGCGCCCCCUCCCCGACACAGACGACGGCGCCGCCGCCUCGCGCGUCGGCCGCAACCCCGACUCCUUCAAGCGCCUCUUCAACAUGAAAUCCGCCACUUUCGAGUGGCUCUGCUGCCUCCUCGAGCCUCUCCUCGACUGCCGCGACCCCGUCGACUCGCCGCUCGACCUCCCCGCCGAGACCCGCCUCGGAAUCGGCCUCUACCGCCUCGCCACCGGGGCCGAUCACCGCGAGAUCUCCGCCCGCUUCGGAGUCCCCGAGGCCGACUCCAAAUUCUGCGUCAAGCAGCUCUGCACCAACUACCGCUUCUGGGUCGGGUUUCCCGGCCCCAUCGAAUUGGAAUCCGUCUCCUCUCAAUUUGAAACCCUCACCGGCCUCCCCAAUUGCUGCGGAGUCGUCAGCUGCGCUAGGUUUGAAUUCGAUAUCAAAAAGGCUAGCAGAAAUUCAAUCCCUAAUCAUUGGAAACAGAGCAUUGCCGCCCAAAUCGUCGUCGAUUCAUCAUCCAGAAUUCUAAGCAUUAUAGCCGGUUUUAGCGGCGGUAAGACUGAUUUAAACAUCCUAAAAUCGACCAAUUUCUAUAAGGACGUUGAGAAAGGGAAAAUCUUGAACUCACAGAGGGUUGUUAGAGUGAAUGAUGUGGAUGUGCCUCAAUAUCUAGUUGGGAGUGGGGAGUAUCCGCUGCUUCCAUGGCUGCUAGUACCCUUUGUCGAUCCUAAGCCCGGAUCAGUUGAGGAGAAUCUCAACAAGGCUCAUUCUUUGAUGCAAGUUUCCUCGUAUAAGGCGAUGGCGAGUUUGAGGAAUUGGGGUGUUUUGGAUAGGAGGCCUAUCAAGGCAGAGUAUAAGGCUGCAGUGGCUUGUAUUGGUGCUUGUUCUAUACUGCAUAAUAUGUUGAUAUCAAGGGAGGAUUACUCUGCAUUUUGCCACGAAUGGGAUGAUGGCGCUUUUCUUCAUGAUCAAAAUGUGGCUAGGCUCGAGGGGAACUUGGUUGAAGAGAACGCAUUUGUUAUUCGAAAUGCAUUGUCUACGAGAGCCAGAAGCUUAGAUUGUUCGAAUUGAUUUGAGUUAGGUGGCAAUGUGAAGAGCAUGGCUGACAUUUUUGGGUUAUUCUUCUGGAAGAAAUGGCAAAGUAGCUGUGGAAGAAAAGCUGUUUUCUCCAAUUCUUGAUAUUGUAAAGUGAGCAUUCCUUUUUCUUGGUUCCAUUGGUUUAUUGGUUUAGAGUAGGAAGAUGCAUGCUCUGUAAAUGGUAUAAUAACUUCAAUAAUAUUAUUGGAUCAUUGUUGAAAUAGGAUUGUGGAUGAUUCCCUUUAAUUUUAGUGAUCAUAACAGUUUU
Molecule: messenger RNA, 1600 nt
Organism: Salvia splendens (bonfire salvia)
Lineage: Eukaryota; Viridiplantae; Streptophyta; Magnoliopsida; Lamiales; Lamiaceae
Product: protein ALP1-like
Exons: 1
Coding region: 52-1326 (424 amino acids)
Source: RefSeq, a predicted model, not a curated record